AGUAUGGUCAUGACAAAUAACAGUCUUGUGCUAGAUGGUAUAUGAAAUAAUAAAAAGGCAUUUAUUCAGUACGACAUGGCAAAAUUACUCCAUAAUGGUCAAAACUGUCGACUUCACCUUUACUGUCGCACCUCCUGAACGAAAUUUUAUGCCACCGUAGUUAUUCGGGCUUUUGUCAUUUCCCUGCCCCGGCUUCGGAGAAUGUAAACAAACCAAGAGGCGUGACAGCUAAACGACAUGCUAACCCGUACCGAGUGAUAUUUCAAAGUCUUCGAACCGAAAAGUCACACAUAACUAGCCCGGAUCAUUUCACACGGCGGCGGGGUUGUCGAUUGUUUUUGCCGAACGGCAAUCCGCCCGGCGGCGAGCAAGUCAUAGCUCAUCGUUACCCUGCUUAGGGCAAAGGGCUCGUUUGCGGGGAAGCAGCUGGACAAUGACCGCCGGACAAACCCGCCGACAUCGGAGGAGCGCGUAGCUGGUCAACACGAAUAUGGCAAAAUAAUGCUUUACUACACGGUGAAGACGUAAACAGCGAGAGAGUCAUAGGAGAGCAGCUGCAGUUGUUGUGCAGCUAACAUGGCAGAAUGUGUCUGAGGAGAGCUUUUCUACAUGCCCAUCCAUGAUCAAAUGUAAGUAAAUAGUCCUUUAUUUAAAGAAAGUUUGUUGUGUUUACUUAUUAAUCGCCGUAUUCGCGGCCAUUUUUAACACGAACUUGCAAUUUCUGAUUGGAUGGAAAAUUUGACAGAACAGGCACACGAAGAGGGCAAUAAGCCGAGUAUGGUGCUCUCCCGGCGGGGGGAUGUGCGACAAGCUGCCGGUCGUUGGCCAAGGGGACAAGGAGCAUGUCAGCCACAAAAUGCAAGCCACCUUGGUAUUCAAACGUGUGCCAUGAUCCCAGUAUUUAACAUAAUACAAAAAACGAUGUUUACUCACUUCCUUGUAAGUCCAAAGGUCUCACAGUUGUCACACACUUGUUUUGGCCGACCUCAGGGUGAACAGGAACUUUCUGAAACCCAAAAAGGCUUACACGCCUCUCCCUGGUGCAGCCACAGAAGCUCGCAGCCGUUUGGCUGGCGUGAUGCAAAAAAUAAACGAAUUAAUCCGCAAAAUCAGAUGAAUCCGCAGUCCAUCUGCAUGCUUUAAAGCAAUGCUGUGUUGUGAGAUGCUGACCCGGGUGACGUCACAUUCGCAUUCGUCCUAAACCCGAGACUGGAGCCGGAAAUAACUUAUUUCCAUGGCGCGGGUUUCAGAAAUUGAAUAUAUAAAACGAUCGCUUCCACACACAUCCAAGCGGUCCAUUUCAUUCAGGAGCAUAAAACACCGCGUGAAAUAUGAAAUAAACAUGCUUUUUGGUGUCAUACGCACUUUUAAUGUUAACAGUAAAAAACACAUCGAGGAGGACAAUUCUCUCUAAACAGCUUCCUACCCGAGUUUUGCAGGUUAGCAAGGUCACACAGUUUAAUGCUAUGCUAAUUCUGAUGCAGGUCGGACUUUCAGUUGCAAAAUUUAUGGUGUGUUCCCGACCUCCACAACAUUAACGUCUUUUUACAUUACUUAUACUGGCUGCUGCUGGCCAAAAAAAAACUUCUAAUAACCCUUUUCUUCGAAGGAUGCGGCAUGUUGUCGACAUGUUGUCUGUGUCGGGGUUGUGUGUGUGUGUGUGUGCGUGUGUGUGUGUGUGCGUGCGUGCAUGCGGGUCAUUAGCCAAUAGCGUACCGCACGAAUGCUAUUUUUAGACCAUGACGUCGUAAUGCGGAAGUGGGUCAAUAUAGACACGCCCUCGCAUACAAUCCAUGUUAUUUCUGCUUGUUUUCUCCGGUAGUCUUUUAAAAAAGAACAUGCCGAGUAAACACUGCUGCUAUGGAACUUGUAGAAACGACUCUAGACAUUACGAUAUAUGAAGGAUGUUUUUUCAUACGUUUCCUGAAACCAAAAACUUCGAGGAAAAAAUGUGCAGAAUGGAUCAACUUGUGCGGACGUCCAAAAGACCAGUUCAAUGCCAGCAAGGUGAAACCAUUCACAUUUCAUAUGCAGUAAACAUUUUGUUGGGGGCCAUGGUCCUACAGAGGAUGAAGAGGUAAGCCAGUUUGAUAUUUUUACUUAUUUUUUAGCGUGGCGUUUUGCCGUGCUGCUUCUGUCUGACAAUGAAUGACCUGAAAAAACUGCCACUGUUGUUACCUUUUCUGUUGUUAAAAAAAAAAAAAAAACUUUAAUGAGGGGGAAGUGUAAAUAAAUUAUAGAACUAAGAUUUGUUAUUAAUGGAAAAAUUAAAAGUUUUCAUCAGCUGUCACUGAGUUGCAUUUGCACUCGCUACACAAAAAUGUAAGCAAUGUAAAUUACCCCCAAGAACAGUCAGAGACGUAAGACAACCAGAGGAUAUAAUAUAUAAGAAAGACAGGGCAUAUAGUGGUAAAGGAUAGAUUGUUGAAACAGGAGAAUGUCACUGUCAGUGGCAUAAGGCAAUGCGCACAAGUAAAAGCUCUCGAUAAGAAAGCUACCUCUGGAUCAGGUCGGCUCUUUUUCUUGUCUUUUUCAGCCCUCGACACUCAAGCCAUCAAAUAUCAUGGGCAUUACUGAAUGCUUAUGACAGAUGUCAAUAUGUGUCAUGUGGCAUAUUAUGUCACUAACUCCAUUUAUGUCCAGCUCAGAUCUUUUACGUCCAUUCAAAAGUGAGAUAAUUUGCUGGAUGACAUUAACCAACAUCUAUUAUAAGCAUUCAUUAAUGCUUAUGACAGUGUCAUGUUAUAAUUAUGACAGUAUUAUGGCACCACUAUCCAAGAAAAUGUUACCAAAUACAAUAGCUACCAAUUAAUGAAACAACUGGAAAAGUAACUGAAAAAAUAUUUAGCACAGAACAUGAAUUUUGAUUGUUAUUCACAUCUGUAGUGCUGCAAUGCAUGCUAGGAGGAAUGUUGAAUGACAACAGUGUUGACAGCAGGUGGCAGCAGAGGUUGACUGUCUCCCCCAAGGGAGCAGUGAUGGCCAAAUGAAGAUUUUUGAAACAAUAAGGCUUUGCAGCCAAUUGGUUCAAAGCUUCAUGGUGGUUCAUUUGGUUUCAUGACAGUCUUAUAAUGCCUUUGUCAAAUGAAGUGUUACCAGUUAAUAUCUUUUGGUGUAAAUAUCCCAUAAUACAAUGAGGACAAGUGCGGCUUAUAGUCCAUUGCGGCUUAUCUAUGAACAAAUACUGUUUUCAUGUCAAAUUUGGUGGCUGGCGGCAUAAAGUCAGGUGAGCCCUAUUGUCCAGAAAUUACGGUACUUCAAUCAAAAAAGUUGCUUAUUUUUGCAACUUUUUUGAUUGAAUAUUAAAGACAGAAAUCUACCUCCAUAUGGUUCCGCCCAGGGGAUACAAUUUUUGACUGGAGUCACUACAUUGGCACGACACCGGCGGGCGUACCAUAUUCAAUGGAUGAAGAUCUUGGCGAAAAGUAUUGCCUAAGCAGCCUGAUUUAGAAUUCCCCUCAAGAAUGAUGGGAAUAAAAAAAACGCUCAUUGUCAACGUAUUACUAUAAAUAUUCUUGUAAGUUAAUUUUUUUGCUGACACUGCGUUUUGGGGUCAUCAACAUUUUGUGCCCCACCCUGCCCCAAAAGUCAAACUCCGCCUAUGGUUCCCAGUCUAAAUGGAUUGUGCACCGAGCACCGUCAAUGCAGCCUUAGAGUUAACUGAGACACUAUUAUGGUGGAAGAUUUUGGUAGCAACUUGUUGGUUCAUUUUUAUUUUAUUUUUUUUUAAACAUUGACACCUUUUCAAAACGAUAUCUCGAUUCAUGGCAGGUCAUAUCGAUAACCUUUUGGAAUACAAAGUAUCACGAUAUAUCACCAUUUCGAUAUUUUGUCACACCCCUACUCUGGGGUGAAAGUGGGCCAGAACGGUCAGGAACGCAGUUCCGGUAUAAGAUUCAGGGCCAGAACGCAGUUCUGGUAUAAGAUUCAGGGCCAGAAUGCUGUUCUAGUAUAAGAUUAAGGGGCGGAAUGCUGUUCCGGUACACGGUGCUUUGAUUCCGAAAAUAUGACGGCAACUGUCAAAAUGCUAUGUAAAAAAACAAAAAAUGCUAGGAUGCCACACAUGCAUUUCACCUCCAAGAAGAAAACAAUCUACCAACAUCAGCAUCAACAUUUACAUACACAAAUGUUUACAACAAGCAUAAUAAAGUGCUUGUGUAGCGUAAUCCGUUUCCAACAAUAUUUAUUAUUUAUUUUAUUCCACGGACGGCAUGGAGGUUUCCCCAGCUGCUGCAGUUAUCUGAGUCUGACGAUGAUGAGUCACAUCAAUGUACGAAUGCACGCAGCAAAGCAAAACUCCUGGACUGAUUUAUCCAUUCAAUUGGCUGACAUACUGACAUGUGAUCAGCAGAGAUAGUUAGCUCUGAUUGGUCAAAAUGUGCAUGUUUUCUAGAACAGCAAAAAAAAAAAAAAAAAAAAAAAAGUUGAAUUGAUGCGACAAAAAAAGGGCAAUGCAACAUAAAAUGGAUCAAAUCUUUAAGAGUAAUGAAAGAGUUGAGGAGGAUUAUUUAUCAUAUUUCGUUUUAUUUGCUCUGAUGGAGAGGUUCAGAACAUCUUAGCUGUCAAUGUGAACUUUGGACUUAUAUUUGUUCAUUUAUGUUGGGCUACAUAGUACAUACCCAUUUCCUUAUGAUUUAAAAAAGUCAAUGUUUGUGCAAUAUUCAAAAUACUAGUAUAUUUUAUUUCACUCUGCAUAAUAUAAGUAAUUUGUACUUAUUUUUCUGAAUGUAGGUUACUUAAAUCUGUAUUAUUAAUAAAAAAGUAAAUGUUUACAUUAACUUCAUUUUUAAUAUACGUCAUAUGUUCUUAAGUACGUAGUUAAAAUUGAGAUUUGGCAUUUAGUAUGUGAGGAAAUGAGGGAAAAUAAAAAUUAGGAGAUGGAGGUUGGGGUUAUUGCUGCUUUUGUUACAUUUUAUUUUGCAAAUCAUUGAAAAAAUACAAUUUUGAAUGAAAAUUAGUUUUUGUAUGUGUUAUAGAAAUAACUGUGCUAAAACAGUUUUCUUUGCAUUUCAGUAGUUUAAGAAGUUUGACCCCCCCCACCCAAAAAAAGGUAACACUUUAUAAUAACUAUCCGUUUUACUAGUUAAUAGAUCAUUAGUAAACUGUUGAUAAAUGAUUUGUUUAUUUGUGAAGUAUUUGUUAACAGUUUGUUAAGCAUUUGCAGAGUGUUCCAAUAUGGUUGACCCCAUUCUAAAUGCCCAUGCUAGUUAAUGGAUCUUAAUAAAACUAUAUACGCUUUAUGUUGAAGGUCAUAAGUUUUAUUGGUUAAAUAUACAAAGAAAAGUACAAAUAUUUGUUGGUUCUAUGGCAGAUUUUCAUAAAUAUGCAACAUGAGCGCUGCCUGCAAAAUGCCUUAUCAAAAUGCCUUUUCUUUUGAAGUGAACGGCAUUUCUCAACCUUAAAAGAUAGAAAUGCCAAAUGUUACACACAAAAACUUGAAACGUUUCUACACAAACUGUGUUUCAGGUUAAGAACACCCUGUAAAUGCUUAACUGUUAACAAAUACUUCACAAAUCAACAAUAAAUCAUUUAUCAACAGUUUACUAAUGAUCUAUUAACUAGUAAAACGGAUAGUUAUUAUAAAGUGUUACCAAAAUAAUAAUAAUAAUAAUAAUGAAAGGGGGGAAAAAUUAAAUAAGUAAAAUUUCUGGCUCCGUGGCGACCUUCACGUCGGGGAGUUCCGGCAAGAAAUUCUAGCCACUUUCACCCCUGCCCCUACUUGUAACUGACAACUUCUUGCAAUGAGUAAAGUUAGUAAAGCGCACUGUAUUGUUGUCAAGGAGAUGGCAGCGGGGUGGGCGCGGCUUGUAGUCCGAACUGAGAGCUUCCUCGGGCGGGGAGGAUGUGAGCGUGUGAGCGGUGGAGUCACUCGCCUCCUCCCUCCCACCGCCUCCUUCGUCUUCUACGUCUCCCUUCAUCCACUCCUUAUUCUUCAUCGAAAGCGGGCGGCGGUUACACUCCCACCUCAGCCAUGAUUUAAGGACCAACGCAACCUGCUCAUUCUUUGUUUUACUGUCAGCCACAAAUCUUUUUUUUUUUUUGCGGGCGGGAGGGAGAUGGGGCGGAAGAAGAUCCAGAUCACCCGCAUCGUCGACGAAAGGAACCGGCAGGUUACGUUCAUGAAGAGAAAGUUCGGAUUGAUGAAGAAGGCAUAUGAACUGAGCGUGCUGUGCGAUUGCGAGAUCGCUCUGAUUGUCUUCAACAGCUCCAACAAGCUGUUCCAGUACGCCAGCACCGACAUGGACAAGGUGUUGCUCAAGUACACCGAGUACAACGAGCCCCACGAAAGCAGGACCAAUUCCGACAUCAUAGAGGUGCUCAACAAGAAAGAACACCGGGGCUGCGACAGUCCAGACGUGGUGGACAGCAACACCUACGCUUUGACGCCAAACACCGAAGCCAAAUACAAGAAGAUCAAUGAUGAGUUUGACCACAUGAUCAGGAGCCACAAGAUGUCGACAAGUAUGCUGCAGCAAAAUUUGGUGCAUGCGGAAAGAGGAGGAACAAGUGAUGGACGAAUGAUGACGGCGUCACAGUCACAGCACACUCACCUGCAGAGGAACAUCCACGCUACGCACAGGUCGACCUGCACCCCAAACGCAGGUGACACUGACACACAAAGCAAUUCUGAUCUCAUCCUGCAAAAUGGAUCUGGACCAGAUGUGAACAGAUUUGUGGAAUCCCCCAUUAAGAUCGUCCCGCCCAAAUCUCCCACGCCAAUACGCAAGUCGGAUCUGCGAGUGCUCACACCUGCAUCCAAAGCUGCAAUAGCCACACUGGGUGAACGUCAGGCCAGUCCAGCUUUGAGCACACCCGUGGUCUCCGUUAGCACCCCAAGUCUAACUCUGCACAACCUGCUCUAUGGAAAUGAUUAUGAACUGAGCAGUGCUGAAAUGCCUAAUUUUUCUUCCCCCGCUGGACCAUCUUUGAACUCCAUGACCACGUGGCAACAAAUAAACAGCUCAAUGGGGCCCAGCAUGACCACCAAUCACAGCAACAUCAGCAUCAAGGCAGAGCCCCGCUCGACUCCUCCACCCAUCCGACGCUAUGCGUCCCCCUCUGACAGCACCGCCCAGCAGGAUGAGCAUCUGCCGCGCCGUCGUCCCGACUUCCUGCCGUUGGCCGUCACUCGCUCGGAGGCCGGCGAAAGCGCGCCGACCAAGCGUCUGCGUGCGGACAGCUGGGUCACUUAGACGAGUGGUCAUCGUUAAUCAAAUUAAAUGGAUGCAUUUCCUGGUCUCAGGGUCGCUAAAAGCAAUAAGCACCAUGUCCUGCCAAAAAUUGUUAAAUUGUUUUCUUGAGCACGCCACAAGUUGCUGAUAAUGUUGUCCUGUAUUAAUUAUAAAAUGUCUCUAUUGUUGUAUAUAUAGUACCUUUAAUAUAUCACUUUGGCUUUAACCAAGUGUUCUAUUCUUAUUAUCAACACAUAUUUUAGUUGUUGUUACUUUCAGUCUGAAGGGUUAGAAUCUCAAUUUAGGAUUUCGCAUGUUCUCCCAUUGCUUGCGAGAGCAUGUUUUAAUGCCAUUGGCGCCGUUAGACGUCUAAUUCAUUUGAACUGAGAGGGGCUGGCAGUGAAUGAUUAUAUUUCAGUCAAUUCAAAACGCUCGUAUCUUGAGCCAUCCAAAAUUGCAACGUAUAUCGUGGUUUAUUUUUUACAAGGGCGUAGGUUUAAUCUCAACAUUGGUAGGGACGUUAUUAGCGCAAUGGACAUAAUAAAAAUAAUGAUCUAAAUAAGGGACGACUAGCUUGACUUCGUUGUUCCUUGUGAAGGCUGGCCUGACCGUAGUAGUUUUGACGGCUAGCGAGUUUAAUCUUAUGCUAACCCUGAUGCAGGUUAAUAUUAUGCUAACUCUGAUGCAAGUUGGACUUUCAGUAGCAAAAUUUGUGGUGUUUCCCCCACCACCACAACAUUGAUGUCUUUUUACA
Molecule: messenger RNA, 7926 nt
Organism: Corythoichthys intestinalis (scribbled pipefish)
Lineage: Eukaryota; Metazoa; Chordata; Actinopteri; Syngnathiformes; Syngnathidae
Product: myocyte-specific enhancer factor 2A-like
Exons: 10
Coding region: 6057-7193 (378 amino acids)
Biological process (GO): cell differentiation; positive regulation of transcription by RNA polymerase II
Molecular function (GO): histone deacetylase binding; RNA polymerase II cis-regulatory region sequence-specific DNA binding; protein dimerization activity
Source: RefSeq, a predicted model, not a curated record